AUGGCUGCUAAAUCCCAGCAGUCUGCUUCUGCUCCUCUUAUUCCUGCUACUGCUGCCAAUUCUGAUCUUCUUGAUGCCAAUAGCUCCUCCUCCUGCUCCAGCCUCAGUCCCAGUCCCAGACUGCUGGUAGCUGCCACUGUAUCUUUGGAACUCACAAACUUAGAGCCAAUAUCCAGGCAACUGCUGUUGAUCAGCUCCUGCCUGCCUACCGCCGCCAUCCGCUUUGGACAGCUGCUUCCCCCCGGCUGCCUGUUCCGCUCGGCCCUGCUUGUCUGCGCUCUGGCCCCGGCCCAGGGGACUUUCUCUCACUCACCUGGCCCACCUGAUUCAAAUAAGAUUUUGGUCAAACAGCCACAUUUGCUUGUGACCUAUAAUCAUGAAUUGGUAAAUGUUUCCUGUGACUACAUCUAUGAUAAAACUCCAACUGAAUUUCGAGCUUCACUCCAGAAGGGAAAAAAUGGUGCCCAUGAAGUCUGUUCUGUGUAUGUAAAUGGAACCCAUAAGCCCUUGAUUACCACAACUGAGGACUUCAGAUGCCAUGUGAAUUUUGAUAACAAAACGGUGAUGUUUUGUCUUUUGAAUAUGAGUAUCUUCCAAACAGAUAUUUACUUCUGUAAAAUUGAAUUCAUGUAUCCUCCUCCAUAUUUCUCCAGUGAAGUGAACAACGGAACCUUCAUCUAUGUGAAAGAAAAGGACGUCUGUACAACUCUGGGAUCUUCUGAGCCUCCCAAACCCUUCUGGCCAGUUGUGGCUGCUCUGUGUGUUUUUGCUUUCUAUAGCAUGCUAAUAACAGUGGCUUUUUGUAACUGCUGGUUGAAGAGCAAAAAGAAUAGAAUUCUCCAUAGUGACUACAUGAACAUGACUCCUCAGAGACCAGGACCAACUAAAAAACAUUAUCAGCCCUAUGCACCAAGCAGGGACUAUGCAGCCUAUAGAUCCUGACACAGACACCUAUCCAGAACUAAGCCGGCUAACAUCCCUGUAUCUCCUUAACCCUGUUUGUCUGGAUAGGAAAGUGACCGUCUCAUCUCUAGCCGGUUAUGUUUGGUCUUUGGCGGACCACCCACUCUUUCAUUAAGAGAACAACCCAAUUAUUUAAGAUUGUUUUAUAAUGCAAUGAAAAAGAGAUUUCUAAAACAUUUUUUUUUCAGGAAUAGGCAGGUUUGGUUUUGCAAGGCCACGACUCAUACUCUGCUUUGACCUGAACUAGCUGACCUGAAUGAAAAGUGUAGUGUUGGGGGAACUCAAACCAGUUGGAUUUUUAUGUGGAUUAUAUGGCUAACUCUCCAAUCUUGUCAAGAAGUGACUGUUCUAGCUCCAUUUUCCUAAGCUUUGCUCCAGCCUCAAUGAAAUGAGAUUUGCCUGAACCCAAUGAAGGUGGAGGUGCAAGAAAAGAAAGAUUGAAGAAAAGGUCUCUAUGAACAAAGGAUUUUGAUAGUUUGAAAAAGUUUUCAUUUUAAUUAUGCUCAGCCUACAAAAGAAUGAUAUAUUUUUUUUAUAUUUAAUAUUAUCCUUUUUAAUAUUUUAGGUUAGGCUUGGUGGAUUUUUCUUAAGGAAAUCUGGGCUAGUGUGGUUAUUCUUUCUUACUUUGACCAAAGUGAUAGUGGGGUAAGGUGAAAAGAACAAAGGUGCAGGAGUCAGAAGACCUUAAUUUAAAUCCCACCUCUUAUUAAUUUGUGUUAAUUUGACUAAGAUAUUUAACCUCUCAAGUCCUCAUCUGUAAAAUGAGGAUUUGGGGCUAAAUGACUUCUCAGGGCCUUUUCAGCUCUUAAAAUCUGUGCCUAUGACCAUGAUUUUUUUAAAAAAAUGACAUUAUUUUAGAAGACUAAUGUAAUCUUUCUACUCAGAGGAAAAAUAUGGCAUCAGAAAACAUGAUAUUCUGUGCCUCAGCUUCUUCCACUAUAAAAUAAAGGGGUGGGACCAAAGUUCCUUCUAGCUUGGUAUUAUCUAUGAAAUGAAACAUACUUAUGUUAAUGCAUCAUAACAAAAUCAAGAAAAUUUGUUCAGAAAUCCAUUCCUAAUCAAACUAUUCAAGGGCAGGAUUACAUGGAGGACUUUUGUAUGGUUGGAUUCCAGAAAUAGUUAUGGGAUAUAACUAAGAAAUGAAAAUAAUAGGACAGGAUUUGGGAAGAGAUCAGGCUUAGAGACAGGUGCUAGUUGUUCCAAAUAGGACAAGGUCACUAGAUUUACCUGUGAGUCAAGAAGGUCUGAACUCAGUAUGGAUUUCAAGUUUGGACAGUUGGUUUUGUGAUAUUUGCAUGGAAAUAUGAAGGAUGGAGCUUCAUGGAAAUGUAUAGAUAGGAGAAAUGAAUCUACUGUGAAAAAUGGUUAUUCCAUAAAGAUGACAAGAAUCUGUCUAAAUGCAUCUUCUGGAGAGGAGAGAGAACUUCUAAAGGAGAUAACAUGAAACCAAAGGCUUCAUUACUCAGCCCUGAGAACUCAGUCCUGGAGGGAACGCCUACUGCUUGGAUGAAAAGACUCCUCAGUGGAACACAACCUAUCUUAAUGACUUCAUCUCUGUGUGUGGUUUUCUCUCAGAGCUAGUGUACUGAACCAGCUCCCAUUAUCAGUUCCUGGAGGUCAGUGGAAACAGAAAAAAAGUGUUUUUCAGACAUUUAUCACCUCCAGUAAGAUUGGAUUAAGUACAUAAGAGAUGUUACAGAGACAAUUUUGGAAUGACAAUGGAUAUUUUUUUCUGCCUCCAGCUCUGCUGAACCUGUGAUGUGCUCUCUGAUUGCUAAUGGACAGACUUUGUCAUGGACUCCAUGACCUCAUCAGUGUUAAGAACUACUAAUGAGUAGGAUACAUUUUGCUAAAUUAUAGACUUCAUAAAACACAUGAACUGUGUUAGAUUUAAAUUAAUACUCCCAGGUUCUUAUUUUCCAUACAGUUUAUUAAUAAUCACUUGAAAUAAAGCAAGCAAAUAGAUAUAAGUUUAAAGCCUAUUUUCUAACCUAAAUCUGAUCACAUGUUCAUCCUCCCACAUGGUCCUUUGUCCACACUAUUGUGCCACAUUCUAGGAAGUAGAGAGAACUCCCAUAUCCUUUUAUUCACGUUAAUGGAUGUAGCACCAGCCCUCAAAAUGGGAUGAACAGGGGUAGCAAUCCAGGAGGGGGAGGGGAUGAAACUCUCUCUCAUAAUCCCCCCAUGAUACUAUUGGGAGAUGAGCAUGUUGAAAUCUCCCAGAUUUACAUGCCUAGUCUCCACAAUGAAUCAUUUUGCAUAACCAGCUUAUACCUCUAAAGAUUCUUCUGACUAGAAGUGCAUAGCAUAUUGCACUUUACAAAGGGGAAAUUACAACAAUAUGGGGAUAAAAGGGAAAGACAAGAAGAAAACAAAAAAUGAUUGAUAGAUACAUUGACAAAAUGCCAGUUGGGGGCAUUUCCCUUUGGCAUAAGAAUUUACAUUCAGAAUAAGUAUGUUCAACCCCCUUCAGUUCAUUUCAUUAUAUCCCAGUGUUCAUUCUGGAUCUUUUGAUGCAGCAUAUGAUUUCUGCGGGUUUCCUUAAGGCACCUUCUCCAAAAGAUCUGCUUCCUUGAUUUGGGGUGUUGAGUUUCUUUUCCUAAAAUUUCUCCAAAAUAUUUUAAACCUUGGAUUUUAGGAUAAUUACACAACCCCCCCCCCCCACCCGGAAGGUAUUGACCAACACCAGAAUCACCCUGGAAUAUAUGACUAAGUUAUGAGAUAUAUGAAUCAAUUGUCAAAGGAAAAUUGAUACCCCCCCAAAAAAUCCCAAAUAAAAGAGCAAAAUUUAAAUUCUGGAUAAAAUAAAGAAAAUAAAAAUCUUACAUGUAUAAAAUUCUGAAUAAAAAAUAAACUUGUACAUUUCAAGUGAUUAUUAAUAAACUUUAUGGAAAAUAAGAACUUGGAGUAUUAAUUUAAAUCUAACAACUGGAAGGCUUAUCUUAAUAUCCAGAAAUGAGGAAGAGAAUAAGAAUGAUACCCCAAUAGGAUGAUGUACUAAUAUAAGUUUAUUAGUGAGUAAUACACAUUAAAAUGUGAGAAAAAAUAAUGUGAAGAGCUCCCACCACAUCCUCAUUUCUUAGAGUCCCUUGGGCAUUCAUAAAAAAACAGGGAUUUUUUGCUUCUUAAUACAUGGAGAAUAUGCCUUUUAAACUUGCUAUGAGGGGAGGGAAAUUUAGGUCCAAAUAAAAAAAAAUUAGUGGAAUUUGGAAUGUUUCCAUCCACUAAUUUAAUUAAUCUAAAGUAGAUCAAAACCCAUUAGCCUUGUACUGCAAAGGUUAGUUGAAUUUAUGUUGGCAAGUAGGACCCAUUACCAGCAGCUUGGCAUACUGAGCUCUUUCGGCCCAAACUACCAGACUUCAUUUAUAAGCCACACAGCUGGAGAUAUUUUCAAAAGGGCAAGGGUAGAAAAAUAAGGCUGUUUAUGACCAAAGAUCAAUUCUUUCCACUUUUUAUGACUGGAAAAGGUUUACUAAAGAUGACUCACACUUGAGAUUUUCUUACUUACCAUAAACAGGACCAAAGCAGGCAUAUUACAUGAGGAGGUCCAUUUUCACUAUGAGUUUUCACAAAGAAAAAAAAUUAAACAACAGUUGUCUAAAUCUUGCAUUAAGUCCUUAGAUAUCAUGAAGGCAAAAAGAAAAUUUCCAACAGGUAUUAACUUUUAUCAUAUGUAGAUUAUAAUUUAUUUUUUUCUGAUCAUUUGGGGCUAUAAGGUCUCAUAUCUAAUGAGAUGAAAUUUACUAAGGAUAAAUGCCUGAGGCAAACACAGAAAAUGUAUAAUAUACAUUUAUGACAUCAGCAAAAUUAACAUUUUUCUCCAUUAUUUUCUAAAAUUUAUACAUUCAACAGAAUGAUAAUGUAAAAUUUUUUACCUUGGUUCAAAAAAUCAACGUCUUAACUAUAAAAUGAAAGGGAAGCAGUAUAACUGGACUAAAAAAAAAAUUGAGAAUGUGUGAUACAUCAACCUAGAAAGUUAACGUAACAUUAGACUGCAUUUAAAAUGUUCAGACCUGGCAAAGAUGUGAUAGCCUCACAAUAUUCUGCCCUGCUCAUCAAGAACAUUGUGUCAGUUCUGAGAGUCACAUUUUAGGAGGGAAUUGAUACCCCUGGAGAGUGUUAGAGAACCAGGAUUAAUCAAUUACUUAGCAUUUAAGUUUUUGUUUUGUGCUAGACCCUGUGCUACAUGCUUUGGAUAGAAAUAUGAAGAUAGAAACAAUCUCUAUUCUCAACAGGGUGAAGGAUCUUGAGUUAAUGCAUAUAAGAAUUGGUUCUGGGGAUGUUUAUCCUGAAAAAAAGAAGACAAUACUAAAGUGCCUUUGUUUAGACAAAUAACUGGAUUUGUCCUAAUGCAGUCAUAUAAUCUCAAAUUUUUUUAGGGAUAUCAUUAAGGAUGUGCUUGGUAAAUGUUUAAUCAUCAGAAUCUCGGAAAAUGAAUUUUUGUUUUGUUCAGUUGUUUUAAUUAAAGAUACUGGAGUUAUUUUGUCAUUUCCUUCUCCAGCUCAUUAUACGGAUGAAGAAACUGAGGAAAACAGAAAAUGUAUAAAUUUCUUUUAUGACAUCUGCAUUAUUAACAUUUUCCCCAUUAUUUUCUAAAAUUUAGACAUUCAACAGAACAAUAAAUUAAGCCCUGAUUUUUGUAGCAUUUGCUAAUUUUCAUAGUGUAAAGACUCACACUGAAUUUUUAACAAUUGGCUCUAAGAAACUGGCAGGAACUGGCUCUAGCACACCCUUGCUCUGAGGUCCCUUCUUCACUGACAUUCUGUGAUCCUUUGUAUGUAAAGAUGAAGCCACUAACAGAUGGUGAGUGGAGCAGUGGCUGAGCUAUUUCUCAAGAGGAGUAUUGCUAUUGUGAAACAGACAAUUCCUUUAUAAAAAUGAACCAUCCUUUUGAAAAGGAAAUUAUUCCUCAAUUUAUUGUGUGUGUUUGCAUGUGUGUGUUCAUUUUAAAACUAGAUUUUCAUGUGUCAAUUAUGUUUAUAGUGAGUUUCACCAUGUGUGGCCAGCAAUUUGCUCUGCUCCAUCCAUAAUCUCUGAUACAGCCUUCCUCUGCUCUAUUUCCCCAAAAUGGCCAAUGGAUUCCAUUUUUGUAAUAACUGGUUGCAAGUGGGUAUAGUCUGUAAGUCAAUACUAGCUAAACUAAUGGGAUUCAGUGGCUUUAUCUUUGAGUAGCACCUACACCUGAUGACUUUAACCUGACAUAUCUAGUGUAGGGGAUAGAGCUUAUGGUUGUAAGUUCAUUGGUGCCCACAAUCUAACUGACUACCAGCUAAUUACAUAUUUUCAUGCAUUUUUAUGACAAUUUUGGUGGAUUGUUAGAAGGUGGUCACUGAUGUCAGCUUUUAUGAUUGCCGAAGAGAACUUAGAGUAGAGUUCACGAUUCACUGAUUGAUUGGAUGAGACAUUUUAAUAGAAACUGGGGAUGGUACCAUGUUGUGAACACAGAAUUUGGUUACCACCCUCAUAAAUAUAGCAUCAGCACAGAUAAGAAUUAGAGAUAAAGGGAGAACCUCUGAAGAACAGGGGUGGGGAGGAUGGGACCUUAGGUUGAUGCCUGAUGCUACUUGUGAAUAAUAACUUUAUAAUAAACAUUAGCUUCAACUGGUGAGAUAAAGAAAUCUGGCUUAUUUGGCUGGUUUCUAAGUUCAUUUGUUUAUUUUCACUGCCAAAUCAGAAGAAGGAACAGGAUUUGGAUGACCUUGGUUCAAAUCCUGUCUCUGCUACUUGCUUCAUGUGUUCUUGGGUAAGUCCCUUUACCUUUCUGGACCUCAGUUUCCUCAUCUAACUAAAUGAUCUCUAGAGUAUUUUAUAGCUCAAAAUCCAUGAUCCUAUUGCUUUAUUUCUAAAAUUAGUACCUACUCUAUAUAGUUCACUGACACUCACUGUACAGGCUUGCAUUUAAACUUAUGGAUUCUUUGAGGGAUGUGCUAGUGCUGUUCAGUCAUUUUCAGUUGUGUCUGAUUUUUCUUGACACCAUCUGGCAUUUUUUUUUUGGCAAAAAUACUGGAGUGGCUCACCAUUUCCUUCGCCAAUUGAGACAAACAAGACUAAAUGACUUGCCCAAGGCCACACAGCUAGUAAAUGUCUAAGGCCAGAUUUGAACUCAGAAAAUGAGUCUUCUGACUUCAGGCUCAACAUUCUAUUUAUUGCUUACUAACUUCACUUUACAGAUAAGGAGACUGAGAUACAUAGAGGUAAAGUUCCAGUCACCCAAAAUUAGAACUCAAAUCUUGUCCAACUCCAUGUUUAUAGUACUUUUGUCACUAUACCAAGAAGACAAGAAACUAUUUCUUUCAACUUCAUUAUAACUUACUCUGUAUAUCUCCCAGAAUCUAGUAUCAUGUUCAACCACUCAUUAUGUGCUUAAUAAUGAGAGAAUGACAGAGAGAGGAAAGUGAGAGUGAAUGAGAGGGGGAGA
Monodelphis domestica (gray short-tailed opossum) is the source of this 7381-nucleotide messenger RNA. The record is from RefSeq and is a predicted model, not a curated record. NCBI's taxonomy places the organism in Eukaryota, Metazoa, Chordata, Mammalia, Didelphimorphia, Didelphidae.